UCGUGCAAUGGUAUUCGAACCGCGAGCGGGGAUAACGUUUCGCAGUCGCAGUGGUAUUCCAACGAUCGUCCAAUGGUUACGAUCGUCUUCCGUGCGAGAACGUUUUAACCUUACUAAUUGUCCAACGACGCACCGAAACGAUUAAUAACGGGCUCGGCAUUCCCGAUCGAUCGUCCCGCGGUUAUUUUUUCUCGAUUUUUUUUUUAUAUUCCCCACCCGAUUUAUUUGCGAUUCCCGCAAAACUUAAUAGGUACCACGUAAAAUAAAUCGUCGAGAAACUCGUACCAGUUAAUCAACCUUGUUAUCACGUUGCGUUUUCUGUUCGCAAUAACAUUGUUAAUCGUUCGUUUUUUUUUUUUUUUGUUUUUCCACUCCUCCCUUUCUGCCCACAAGUAUACCGUGUUGGGCCCGUCACGUUACUGGAAAGUAUUUAUUCCAUAUUUUCAACAAUCAUGGGACGGAAGAAAAUCGAAAUAUCGAAAAUCACCGAUGACCGAAACCGCUAUGUGACGUUCAACAAACGCAAAUUCGGCAUCAUGAAAAAAGCUUACGAGCUGAGUGUGCUGUGUGACUGUGAAGUAGCUAUUAUUAUUUUCAACAAAUCCAAUCGGUUAUACCAAUAUGCUAGUACAGACAUCGAUCAAGUGUUGCUCAAAUAUACUGAAUACAGUGAACCUUACGAAUCGUUGACAAAUACGAAUAUUAUUGAUCAACUGAACAGGAGGGAUGGUACUAGAAGUUCUAAAGAUGAUGAUAUGGAUAUUAUCGAUGCCGAUACAAAAGAACAACCUCAACUUCCCAAACAAGUGAAAUUAGUGGCUACUCCUAGGAUUAAACUUAAGUACAACGAUAUUUCUGAUGAAGAAUUUAGAAUAAUUAUGAAACAUCAAGUAGAAAGUGAGAAUACUGAUUUUGAAUAUAUUGAACCAUCGUAUCAAAAUUCAAAAAAUGAACAAAGUAGUUCCAUUUCAAGACAUAAUUCUUCUAGUGAUUCAGAUUUGAGUGAUGAUGAAUUAAAAAUAGAUAGUGCUGGCGGUGAAGAUGAUGAUGAUGAUGAUGAUGAUGAUGAUGAAAUUGAUGAAGAAAACAAUGUCAACAUUUCUGUUACAAGACUUAGUACGCCUCCCUUACAAGAACAUACUCAGUCCAAUAGCCAACAAAAUAUAAAACACAGUGAUGAUGAAGAAGAAAGUAUACACACAAAUACUUCUUCAAUCGAUUCAAAACCACAAACAACACCUUAUACCCACUCAAAAAUUAAAGAAGAAUAUGAUAAUGAUGAGGAUAUUGAUGAUAAUGUUAUUGAUAAUAAUGUUGAUGAAGACGAUAUUGAAUCAGAAAAAAAUACAAUAAGAAGAUAUACAUGUCCAAUUGCUCCAAAACUACAAUCAAAACCUAAUACUUCAAGUCUACGUCCAAGGAGAAAUAAAUAUCCAAAGGAUAAGGUUACAAGUGUCCGUUGUCGUCCUUAUAAUAUUUUACCAACAACUAAAAAAAUGGUUAAAAUAUCACCACCAAAAUCCAUGGAAGUUUCAUCUCAUAAUGGCCAUGAAUCUGAUACUUGCGUUGAAGAACUCAAAGAUACACAAAAUUCAGCACAGCCAUGUCUAGCUUAUGGUUCUGAAAUCAAAGAACAUACUGACUUAAAAAAUGAUUCUAUUACAUCAUGUGAUAGUGAUAUUAUGACUACACAACUAUCACAGAGUAGUAAUACAAGUAAAUUAUAGAAUUAAGCUUCAAUUUCUAUUAAAACAUUCCAUUAGAAUUUACCAUUUUUCAAUUCAUUUUAUUUAUAAG
Sipha flava (yellow sugarcane aphid) is the source of this 1797-nucleotide messenger RNA. RefSeq names its product transcription factor mef2A-like. Gene Ontology annotation, biological process: cell differentiation; positive regulation of transcription by RNA polymerase II. The transcript has 8 exons. Lineage: Eukaryota; Metazoa; Arthropoda; Insecta; Hemiptera; Aphididae. The record is from RefSeq and is a predicted model, not a curated record. Bases 453 to 1727 code for a protein of 424 amino acids. Gene Ontology annotation, molecular function: protein dimerization activity; RNA polymerase II cis-regulatory region sequence-specific DNA binding; DNA-binding transcription factor activity, RNA polymerase II-specific.